CCGAGUCAACGUUUCACAAAAAUAAAAAAAUAAAAUAAAAGUAUUUAUCGUGAAUGAGAGAGAAUUCCGGUUAGAUCAUUCUUAUAUUUCAAGUUUUUCCAGACCAAAACCAUACUCUACAAUUGUGUUACAGCUUAGAGUGUAGACAAAUCUUUUAGAUGGAUCACCAACCAGCGACACUCCCACCUCACAUACUCUUAUUUCCUGUGCCGAUUCAGGGCCAUGUGAACCCCAUGCUCAAGCUAGCCGAGCUUCUCUGCUUUCAUGACCUCCAUGUCACCAUGCUCAUCUCCGAGUAUUGUCACAGUCGCCUCCUACGCCACGGCAACAUCCAAUCUCGCUCCCUUCUCAAUCCUGCAUUUCGCUUCAAGACUAUACCAGAUGGCCUCCCCGAAGACCACCCGCGUGUUGGUGUACGAGCUUUGGAAGCUAUGCCCCCUAAUGUAACAGGACCGCUUUUCAGCGAGUUGAUGACAUCCACUAGUUGCCUGGCCUCUGAAACCCGGAGGCCGGUGACAUGCAUCAUAGCAGACGGGAUCCUGAGUUUUGUAGGCGGUUUCGCUUUAGAAAAGGGAAUACCAAUCAUUUAUUUUCCUUCCAUCAGCGCUUGCUCCUACUGGGCUUGUUUCUGUAUUCCCCAAAUCAUUGAAGCAGAUGAAAUUCCCUUGAAAGGAAAUGGCAUGGGCUUACUUGUAAAAAGCAUCCCGGGCACGGAAGGUUUUCUCCGGCGGCGCGACCUCCCCAGUAUUUGCCGUGCCAACGAUAUCAACGACCCACCUCUUCAAUUCAUAAAGACUGAGUGCAGAAAAAAUCUUGUAGCCCAUGCCCUCGUAAUGAACACCUUUGACGAAUUAGAAGGAUCCAUGCUCUCUCAUUUGCGCACUCACUUCCCUAAUAUAUACACCAUCGGGCCAUUGAACACACACCUGAGAACCAGACUCGCCACCGAGAUGACGACAUCCUCCUCCUCAUCCUCAACUUCUUCUGGUAGUUUUUGGGAAGAAGACCGGAACUGCUUGAGGUGGCUGCAUUCCCAGCCGUCCAAGUCCGUCAUCUACGUGAGCUUCGGAAGUAUCACUGUAAUGACAAGGGAGCAGUACAUGGAGUUCUGGUACGGUUUGGUGAAUAGUGGGCAGAGGUUCUUGUGGGUCAUAAGGCCUGACUUCAUUGCUGCCGGAGAAGAUGGGGAGAGUCAGAUUCCGGUGGAGCUGGAGGAGGGUACAAGGCAAAGAGGGUUCAUGGUAGGUUGGGCCCCACAGGAAGAGGUGUUGGCACACCCUGCUAUUGGUGGAUUUCUGACCCACAGCGGGUGGAAUUCAACAAUGGAGAGUAUAACUGCUGGAGUGCCGAUGAUUUGUUGGCCUUACUUUGCGGACCAAAUGGUUAAUAGUAGGUUAGUGAGUGAGGUUUGGAAGCUUGGUUUGGACAUGAAAGAUACGUGUGAUCGAGUCACGAUUGAGAAGAUGGUUAGAGAUCUGAUGGCAGUGAGGAAGGAGGAGUUCCAGCAACACGUGGAUCAGACGGCAAAGAUGGCUAAGCGAGCUGUGAGUGAGGGCGGAUCAUCAUACUGUAAUUUGGACCGUCUAAUUCAGGACAUAAAAUCGAUGAUUGUGGUGCCGCAUCGUAGCUCCGAACGCGAAUUAACGCUUUGAUCGAGAGCGGGUGCGGCUGCAAUUCGCGAAUUCAUAUUUCAAAUUCGCAUAUGGAGAAGUAGACGAUGUUUUUUGCUUCUGACGAAAGGAAAAAAACAGAAGAAGAAUGAUUGUUGUAGGCUUGGUGAAGCUUGAGGUACAUAAAUACAUCAAAGAAAUUCUCCAAUCCAAAGACUUGAGAACUCGAAUAGAAGCUAAAAUCACCCUAAUUGAAUGGGAAUGGUAGAGAAUCAUCGGCCUCCACCUAGACGACCAGAUUGAUUCGUCCUCUUCUAACCAUGGCUUAUCGCUUGCCAAGUUUGAUAUAUCCCACCGCUGUGCCCUACGUUUGUUGAGGUUGAGUGGUUUGUUUGGUGCUAUAUGCAUAUGCAUUUAGACGAUGUUUUCUUGGGCCUCUUGUUUUUAGGUCUUUAUUGUUGGCCUUGUUUUGUUCUAAAUGUAUUCUCUCAUUGGCC
This is a messenger RNA of Cornus florida, 2107 nucleotides long. Its product is annotated as 7-deoxyloganetic acid glucosyl transferase-like. The record is from RefSeq and is a predicted model, not a curated record. Lineage: Eukaryota; Viridiplantae; Streptophyta; Magnoliopsida; Cornales; Cornaceae. Gene Ontology annotation, molecular function: UDP-glycosyltransferase activity. Bases 159 to 1652 code for a protein of 497 amino acids. The transcript is spliced from 3 exons.